UGGCAAAGAGUGAAUGAAUGGGACAAGGAAGUGAAAGUAAAAGCACGCAAUUGGCAUAAACAAAAAGUCCAUUGAUCUUAUCCAAUCCAAAGUAUGAUAUGAUAUGAGAGUCCAAUACAAGGCACAACAAACCUUUUUGAUUUUUGAUUUGAAAACCAAAACCCAAACAAACAAACCUCUGCAAUUCAUCCAACCAACCAUGUCAUCUUUGAGUUUCAGGUGACGGUAGAUCUGUAAAUGCAUAUGAUCGGUAGAUAUGUUCCAUCGUGGCUCUGUCACAUUCUCGACUGCAUGGGAGCAGAGGUUGUCUUGGAUGUUUCUCAAAACCCCUUGUUAUUUCAAUGGGUGAGGCCGAUGCAUCUAAGGGACUAAAAACUCAAGCCCAAACAAUGAACAACGACAACAGGUCUGAUGAUUUUUUUUGGAGCAGCAGUGCUAUUGAAUUGGAUCACGGUGCAAUUCAGUCCCAGAGAAGCAUUUCAUCCAUUUCCGUGUCAAACCAUCCUUCUGAUCCUCAAAGUAGUGAUGGCAUUCAGACUGAUUCUCCAGAAUUUGUCAAUCAUGGUCUUCUUCUGUGGAACCAAACAAGGCAACAAUGGGUUGGAAAUAAAAGGUCCGGGCGUCCAAAACAAGUUGGGGAACCCAAACUAAGUUGGAAUGCCACCUACGAGAGUCUACUUGGGACUAACAAGCCUUUUCCUGAGCGCAUUCCUCUUGGAGAAAUGAUUGACUUUCUUGUUGAUAUAUGGGAAUUAGAGGGCAUGUAUGAUUGAACAGGCGAAACAGGUUUUUAUUCCCCUCUAGAUUUUGCAGGAGAGGGAAGGUGUGGUAUUCAUCCUCCUAAUGUUUAUUGGAUAGUUGUAAAUGAGUUAACUAUGUCUAGUUGUUUUUAUUUUUUCUGUGUGGUGCGUUCUACAUUUAGUAAGAUUAUUACAUCAACUGUGUGAUGCUUCCUGAUUUUCUAUUAA
Molecule: messenger RNA, 968 nt
Organism: Medicago truncatula (barrel medic)
Lineage: Eukaryota; Viridiplantae; Streptophyta; Magnoliopsida; Fabales; Fabaceae
Exons: 6
Coding region: 342-773 (143 amino acids)
Source: RefSeq, a predicted model, not a curated record